This is a messenger RNA of Exserohilum turcica Et28A, 346 nucleotides long. RefSeq lists its product as uncharacterized. Bases 22 to 222 code for a protein of 66 amino acids. Gene Ontology annotation, biological process: mitochondrial electron transport, ubiquinol to cytochrome c. The record is from RefSeq and is a predicted model, not a curated record. The transcript is spliced from 5 exons. NCBI's taxonomy places the organism in Eukaryota, Fungi, Ascomycota, Dothideomycetes, Pleosporales, Pleosporaceae.
AGCCCCCGCGACACGUCCAAAAUGUCUGGCAUGCUCGGCACUGUCUACAACGCGGUCCUCCGCAGCAACACGACCAUGUUGUUCGCCGUCUUCGGCUCCGCUUUCGGCCUCCAGCUGGCGUUCGACACCACCUCUGACAAGAUCUGGGACAACAUCAACCGCGGCCGACAAUGGAAGGACAUCAAGCAGCGAUACAUGGAGGCCGCCGAGGACGACGAGUAGAAGAGCGACUAGACAACGACUCAAGCAUGAUAUAGACAUCUCUUUGCGGUUCUUGGGGACGGACGCAUGCGACGGCCAUGUAUUCUACCAGAUGCGAAAUACCAAUCCGAGGCGGUGACCCUAG